UGCUUAUUAGGAUUAUGUAAAAAUAAGUGUAAUAUAAUAUAAAAAGCAUGAUAAAAAUUAAGUUAAUAAUGCAAUAACGCCCGAAUUUUAUUAUAUCAAGAUGAUCUUUUCCCGAAUAUUUAAGCUAAAACCUCAUAAUUUAUUUUAUAUCAUUAAAACCAAAUACUCCACCAAAAAUGAAAUUAAAAACCACCAAGCCUAUAUUAGAAAUAUAGGUAUUUUGGCUCAUAUUGAUGCUGGCAAAACCACAACAACUGAAAGAAUGUUAUUUUACUCCGGAAGAACAAAUACAUUGGGUGAAGUUCAUCAUGGAAAUACUGUAACAGAUCAUAUGGAUCAGGAACGAAAGAGAGGAAUCACAAUUAGUAGUGCUGCCGUAACAUUCCAAUGGGGGGAUUAUAGAAUAAAUUUGGUAGACACACCAGGACAUAUAGAUUUUACAAUGGAAGUGGAACAAGUAUUAAAUGCAUUAGAUGGUGCAAUUGUUAUCAUGGAUGGAUCUGCAGGUGUUGAGGCACAAACACUCACUGUUUGGAAUCAAGCUGAUCGUAAUAAAUUACCAAGAAUUGUGUUUGUAAAUAAAAUGGAUAGAAGCGAUGCGGAUUUUGUAGCCAGUUGCAAAUCGUUAAUUAACAAAUUAGAUGUGACUCCAUUGCCAUUAUAUCUACCAUAUGUUGACCAGGGCCAAUUAAUAGGAAUAAUAGAUGUUAUAACAUUGCAAAAAAUUGUCUGGGAUAGUUCCAAGUAUGGUCAAACAUAUGAACGUUUAGAAUUAUCAAAAGAUUUAUUAGAUCAAACCAAAGCACAUAGAAUGGAAUUAGUUGAUAAAUUGACUGAAUAUGAUGAUGAGUUAGCUGAACAUGUUAUUUGUAAUGGCACCAUGGAAAACAUUGAUAAUGUCUCUAUUCAUAAAGCUAUAAGAAAUGCCACACGUAAACAGCUGGCAGUUCCUGUGCUAUGUGGCAGUGCAUAUAAAAAUGUGGGCAUCCAAUUACUAAUGGAUGCAGUUGUAAAAUAUUUACCUCGACCAGAUGAAAGAAAUUUGCAGUAUGACUGUUUUGGGCAAGAUUUCUGUGGUCGCGUUUUCAAAGUAAUUCAUGAUUCUCAGCGCGGAGGUGCCUUGUGCUUAGUUCGAGUAUUUCGCGGAACUCUACGACGGGGUACCAGACUCGUCACUGCAAGAGUUAGUGGCUCAGAGACAGUAACCAGGCUAUAUGAACCUCUUGCUGAUGAUCUAGUGGAAAUUACAGAAGUGGGGGCUGGAGAUAUCGCUGUGAUUGCGGGGUUGAAGACAUUUAAAACUGGGGAUUUACUUGUUUCAUCUAAUAAUAGCUUGAACAAAGCUAAGAAAAAUUUUGAAACUAUGUUGAACGAUGGAAAAAAAUUCGAAAAUGCGGAAACAGAUUUCAAAUUUGAAGUACCUAUUCCUGAUCCUGUAUUUUUCUGUUCUGCAGAACCACCUAGUUUAGCAAAGGCGGCACAACUGGAAACUGCAAUAUUAGAACUACAAAGAGAGGAUCCUAGCCUUCAUGUAAGGAUUGAUGAAGAAACUGGUCAAACUAUUUUGGGAGGUAUGGGCGAACUACAUUUAGAAGUUAUUGGUGAAAGGAUACGUACAGAGUACAAAGUUGAUGUAGAGCUCGGUACUAUGCACAUUGCCUAUCAUGAAAAACCUAUCAAGAUGACCAGAUAUUUAUAUGAAACUAAUAAAGUGAUUGGAAAUUCAAAGCAAUCUGUAAAAAUUGACAUGAGCCUUGGUCCAGCAACUGAAAAAUGUUUUGGUUUUCGAUUAGAUAGAGAUCCUGAUAAUGCAGAAUUAUUGGCGGCGAUUCACCAAAAAUUUAAGGACGCUGCGAAACGAGGCGCUGAAAGCUCUUUGAUGAGAGGACCACUGCUGAAUUCAAAAGUUGUUGAAACCGCAAUAAUUUUACAUGGGUUAGAAAUUGCAAGGGGCACAACUGAUACUUUUGUCAUAGCAGCCGCAUCGCAAUGUGUACAAAAGCUAUUGAAUCAAGGUGGGUGUGAACUUUUAGAGCCACUUAUGUUUGUAGAAAUAACAUUACCUGAGGAAAAACUUUCUUCAGUUAUGGCUGAUUUAUCUAAUAGGAGGGCCACAAUACGCAAUGUCGUCAAUAGAGGUCAACAAAAGAGUUUAGAUGCUAUUGUGCCAUUAAGUGAGAUGCUAGGAUAUGCUAAAAUUUUGAGAACAAUGAGUUCUGGCCAAGCGUUUUUCACAAUGCAACCGCAUGGAUACAGCCCAAUGAAUCCCAGAGAUCAAGAGAUUGCUAUAAGAAAAGCAAAUGGUUUGUGAAAUUAUAAUUCACUUACAAUAGGUAAAUUUA
Molecule: messenger RNA, 2342 nt
Organism: Ctenocephalides felis (cat flea)
Lineage: Eukaryota; Metazoa; Arthropoda; Insecta; Siphonaptera; Pulicidae
Product: ribosome-releasing factor 2, mitochondrial-like
Exons: 14
Coding region: 101-2311 (736 amino acids)
Biological process (GO): mitochondrial translation; ribosome disassembly
Cellular component (GO): mitochondrion
Molecular function (GO): translation elongation factor activity; GTP binding; GTPase activity
Source: RefSeq, a predicted model, not a curated record